This is a messenger RNA of Brettanomyces bruxellensis, 2907 nucleotides long. RefSeq lists its product as uncharacterized. The transcript has a single exon. Gene Ontology annotation, molecular function: snoRNA binding; protein binding. Gene Ontology annotation, cellular component: small-subunit processome; Pwp2p-containing subcomplex of 90S preribosome. Gene Ontology annotation, biological process: maturation of SSU-rRNA. The coding region runs from base 1 to 2907 and encodes 968 amino acids. Lineage: Eukaryota; Fungi; Ascomycota; Pichiomycetes; Pichiales; Pichiaceae. The record is from RefSeq and is a predicted model, not a curated record.
AUGGUGAAGUCUUAUACGAGAUACGAGCUUAACCGCACGAUAGGUGUGAUUGCAUCGCAUUCUAAUUCGAUCUUUAUCGAACCAGAUUCAAAGGAAGCAAAAAAGAGUGCUGGCAGAGUGAUCACAGCAUGUCUUGAGGAAAUUCUCGUAUGGGAUAUUAAAACAGGAGAAAUCCUACAAAGACUACAUGAUGGUAUGGCGCCAGGAUCAUUAAAUUCAACAAGUCAAAAUCCACCGGCCCAGACUGUAAGCUUGGCAUACGAGCCAAUAACAAACGUUUUAGCAUCUGGAUACUCGGAUGGUUCUAUAAAGAUUUGGGAUUUGACUUCAGGUGUUGUCCUGAUAAAUUUCCAAGGUCACAGAUCCGCUGUUAGUAUGUUAAAGUUUGAUAGAUCCGGCACCAGAUUGGUUUCCGGUUCUAGAGACACCACGGCUAUUCUUUGGGAUCUUGUGGGAGAGACCGGCCUAUUUAAGUUGGAAGGGCACAGAGAUCAAAUAACGGGAAUUGAAUUUUUGAGUGCCACGGAUAAAACAGGAACAGAUGAGAUGGAUGACUGGCUAUUGACGACAUCCAAGGAUGGAAUGAUAAAGCUUUGGGAUUUAAAAGCUAAACAGUGUGUGGAAACACACGUUGCACAUAGUGGAGAAUGCUGGGCUUUGGGUCUCAACGAUACCAGAGAACUAUGCUUAACAUGUGGCAUGGAUAAUCAGGUCAAACUUUGGAAGGUUGAUUUAACGCAGGAGAAGACAAAAAUUGUCGAACAAGGCAGCUUUGAGAAACAAAGUAAGCGUCGUGGCAUUGAGAUUGGAUUUCACACUACAAGCCAAGGCGAGUUCUUUUACAUAAGCAAUGCCGACAAGAUGUGUGAAUUAUUUAGAUUCAGAACUGAGAAGGAAAUGAAGAAGGCCACAGCCAAAAGAACAAAAAGACUUCAGGCCAAAGGAUUGUCAGAAGCCGAGAUCGAGAAAAACAUCAAGGAGUCUACUGUUAACAUGCUUGUUGCCCCAUUCACGGUUAUAUAUGCAGAGAGAUCCAAGAUAAGAUCAGCGACAUGGGGAAAAUUAUCAGACAGAAAGCUUGAUAUAGUACUUUCGUUGACAAACAACACUUUGUCGUACUACAAUGUGACAAUUCCCGAGGUUGUUCGUAAGCACAAAUCUUCGGAGCAGGUUGCAGAAGAGAAGUAUAUAUUGGACAGGUUGGGACAUAGACACGAUAUUAGGGCUGUCGAUAUAUCUGACGAUGAUGCGUUAAUUAUUACAGGAUCUAAUAACCAGCUCAAAGUCUGGAAUGCCAAAACGGGCAACUGUAUUCGUACUUUUGAGAAGACUGGGUAUGUGCUAUCGGCCAAAGUGUUACCUGGUGGAUCCUUGGUUGUUAUUGGUACAAAGGAUGGAUACUUGCGCUUGCUGGAUUUAGCCAAAUCCACAGUUUUAGAUUCAAUUGACGAUGCACAUGGCGGGAAGGCUAUCUGGUCUAUUGAUCUCUCACCUGAUGGGAAAACUAUAGUAACGGGAUCAGCAGACAAGACUAUUAAGUUUUGGGAGAUCAAGGUCAUUAAAGAUCUUGUUCCAGGUACCACUGACAAAUACGUCGAAUUACUACAUUUAGAUCACACCAGAACUUUAGAACUUACAGAUGACGUUCUGUCGGUGCGUGUUUCACCAGAUGGCAAAUAUUUGGCUGCCGCAUUGAUGGAUAACACAGUCAAGGUUUUCUUUUACGAUACGUUGAAGUUUUAUCUCAGUUUAUAUGGACACAAGUUGCCCGUUCUAUCGAUUGAUAUCUCAUUUGAUUCCAAGACCAUCAUCACAUCCUCUGCCGACAAGAAUAUCAGAAUUUGGGGAUUGGACUUUGGUGAUUGCCACCGUUCUAUAUUUGGGCAUCAGGAUGCAAUUAUGUGUGUGAGAUUCUUCCCAGAUUCUAAAAACUUUGUAAGCUGCUCGAAGGAUGGAAUGGUUAAAACGUGGGAUGGCGAUAAGUUUCAGAAUGUUCAAAAGCUUGCCGUGCAUCAGUCGGAGGUGUGGAGCUUGGCAAUGAGCCACAGUGGAGAAUUCUUUGUUACCGUUUCGCAUGAUUCCAGUAUAAGAAUAUGGCAAGAAACAGAUGACCAAGUGUUUUUGGAGGAGGAGAGAGAAAAAGAGAUGGACGAAAACUACGAGGAUGAGCUUAUAAGUUCAUUGGAAGGUGGAAAUGGUGAUGAUAUGGCAUUAAAGAAAAAGUCCGACUCGAAUGAAGACGACGAGGAUGAAGAUGAUGAGCAAAGCAAGAUAACCAGAGUGAGCAGACAGACAAUGGAAAAGCUUAAGGCAGGAGAAAAGUUGAUGGAUGCAUUGGAUCUUUCAUCAAAACAGAUGGAUGAUAUGAUCAACUACGAAGAAGAGAUGCAAAAGUUUAAGCAUGGGCAGCUUGGAAUUUUGCAGCCAACAAAGCCAGAAGUGAAUGCGCUACUACAAGCACUCAAUAAGACUCCAGAGGACUAUGUUUUAGAUGCAUUAGUGAAAAUUAAGGCUGCCCAGUUAGAAGAUGCUUUGCUAGUUCUUCCGUUUUCUUAUUCUCUUAAACUCUUGAAGUUUAUUAGGAUUUGGACAAAUGCAGACCAACAGAAAAAGAAUAACGACUAUAUUGCACGCAUUUGCCGAACCCUCUUCUUUGUCACGGAGUCUAACCAUAUGGAACUCAUAAGCCAGAAGGAUCCAGAGAUUAAGAUGGAGAUCAUGGAUUUGAAAGAUCAACUUCGGGAAAUAUUGGAAGGAACGAAAGACAAAGUGGGAUUAAACUUGGCCGGAUUGAAGUUCAUACAGGAACAAUGGAACCAGAAUCAUAGCCAUGUGUUUGAUGAGUCAAAGCCACAAGAAGAUGAAGAUAGUCAUAAGAGGAAGAGAGUGUAUACUACCAUAGCUUAG